Messenger RNA from Struthio camelus australis, 3149 nucleotides. NCBI's taxonomy places the organism in Eukaryota, Metazoa, Chordata, Aves, Struthioniformes, Struthionidae. The record is from RefSeq and is a predicted model, not a curated record.
UUUCCUACUUAGAAAUCUACAAUGAAUGUGGUUAUGAUCUGUUGGACCCAAGACAUGAAGCCUCCAGACUGGAGGAUUUGCCAAAAGUGACAAUAAUGGAAGACCCUGAUCAGAACAUUCAUCUGAAGAACUUGUCUCUUCAGCAAGCAACUAAUGAAGAAGAAGCCCUAAACCUGCUGUUCUUGGGAGACACCAAUAGAAUGAUUGCUGAGACACCAAUGAAUCAAGCCUCAACCCGAUCUCACUGCAUUUUCACUAUUCACAUCUCCAGCAAGGAACCUGGAUCUGCAACCAUCCGACGCUCCAAGUUACACUUAGUAGACCUUGCUGGAUCAGAGCGUGUUGCAAAAACUGGAGUUGGAGGUCAUUUGUUGACAGAAGCCAAGUAUAUCAACCUAUCAUUACAUUAUUUGGAGCAGGUAAUAAUUGCUCUUGCAGAGAAAAAUCGGUCACACGUUCCCUACCGAAACUCUAUGAUGACCUCAGUGCUAAGAGACAGCCUGGGAGGAAACUGUAUGACUACCAUGAUAGCAACGCUCUCUGUAGACAAAAGAAACAUAGAUGAAUCUAUAUCAACCUGCAGAUUUGCACAGCGAGUUGCUCUUAUUAAGAAUGAAGCAGUUCUUAAUGAAGAGAUUGACCCUAGACUGAUGAUUGCUCAACUGAAGAGCGAGAUCCAGGAGUUGAAGGAUGAACUGGCACUGGUGACUGGCGAGCAAAGAACAGCAGAGCUCUCACAAGAAGAACUACUUCGGUUGGAUGAGCUAACUGAAAGAUUUCUGGAAGAUACUGAUCCUGAAAGCAUUCUAGAUGUUGGUCCUGACAUGCGCAAGAUCAAGUAUUGCUUCAUUCACAUGAAGCAACUGAUGAAUCAAUCAAAGAUUUCUGAUAAAAAACUGCUCUCACAACCCACUUUGGAAGAAAAAGACUCUAGCAUGCAAGCAGGAAAAGACGAGUUGAAGAAACUGAAAGAACUUUUGCAGCAAAGAGACAAUGAAAUCAAUAUUCUAGUAAAUAUGCUAAAAAAAGAAAAAAAGAAAGUGCAAGAUGCCCUUUUCCAGCUUAAUGCUGUCUCUGGUGGUUCUAAAGUCUUGGAGCAACCUCUUUCUAUAAACUUGGAAGAAAGUCGGAGCCCAUCUAGUUGUGUUAAUCUGAAAGAGGCAAAAGAUAUCAGCUGUUUAGUUCACAGACUGCCUUUUCUUUCCAGAAAAACAGGAGGAAAGAUGUCACUUGGAUGUCAGGAGGCUUUUGAAGUUUUCAAGCGGGACCAUGCUGACAGUAUAACCAUUGAGGACAACAAACAGCUUCUGAAGCAGAGGUUUGCUGAAGCUAAAUCCCUUGGAGAAAAAGUAAAUGAAGUGAGAAAUAAAAUAAACCAUCUGAAGGGAGAGCUAACCCAACGGCACAUUCAGAGGGCAGCUUUAGCUGUUGCCAGUCCUUCUGAAGAGCUAAAUAAGCUUGAUCCAGUAGAAGAGAAGCUUCGAGCACAAAUUGAAGAAGAGAAAAAAAGUUAUAAAACAAUGUUCAAUCGCUUGAAAGGCUUGAAGGUGGAGAUUGAGCACCUGCAGCUUCUCAUGGAAAAGGCCAAGGUGAAGCUGCAAAAGGACUUUGAAGUCUGGUGGUCUGAAGAGGCAACAAAACUACAGGAAAAGCCAGAAUUGGUUAAUUCUUCAAAUACUGCAGCAGUUUAUCCCCGUUUUGUCAAAUCCUCGCAACAUCUAUCUACUAACAGUUUUUCAGAGACCAGGAGAAUCAGCCCCAAUGAAGAUGCAGCCGGGAAUACAAAUUCAAUUACUUUUAGUUAUCCAGCUUCGAAAUCAAGGACCCUACCAACUUCAAGCUCAUCUAUUCCUCUAACUGGAGAUAGUCAGACUGAUGCUGACAUCCUCGCUUUCAUUAAAGCAAGAGAGAACAUCCUGCAAAAGAAAGGCUUGAGGAACAAGUGAAAUUCAUGUUGCAGUCCGCUAUUUACUUUUAGAAGUAGUUAAAGACUUCUUUACCUUCCUCUUCUGUUUAGAAACCAGGUACAAAUAACUACUUUGGAUAUAUACCUUUAAUUGGUAAAGCUGUACAAGUGACUUGCAUGUGACAGAAAAAUCCAUUUCUCUAGGGAAUGAUAUUUGAAGUUUUGCACUCAGAAUGUUGAACUUGCGUUAAGAUUUAGCAAAACUAAAACAACUAAACAGGAACUUGCCAAGUGUGUUUAUUUACUGAGAAUUUGUUGAGUGUUUUCUAAUGUCAAAAUUAUCUAAUGUUUUAAUUCUCUUCUACAUCUUCAGUCCGAGGAAACUUAUUGUUACCGAUGGAUUUUUUUUUCUUCUUUGGUAUUUGUAUACUGGAAGCUUGCAAACAAAUUCAGUCCAGCAGAUUUACCUGCAAGGAUUUAUGUAAGACUUUACUGAUUAUGGUUCAGGUGGUUUCCAGAGAUGUUUGUGCAAAAUAGUAGUUAUCUGGGUCAUAAAAUCCUGCAAAUUUUCAUUUGAGACCUUUUGCUGAUGACAAUGCAUGAGUUCUACUUUUUUCCCUUCCCCAAAAAGUAGCUUUCAUACUAGAUGAUUAAGAUACUGAGGUUGUGUUGUAAUAUGAAAAUUAAUUUUCAUUGGAAAGAAAUUCUACAAUUCAAAAUUAUAAUGUUUUUUCAUGAGAAUACAUUAGAUGGUAUGCAAAACAUACACCUUCCCAUAAUAUCCAGUUUUCAGAAGAAACAAUGACAUUUGAUAGGCUUAAAGCAAAACAGGACCAUUAAUUGUAAAACACAAAUGAAAUCCGAAAAAAUAAGUGCAGUUAUAUAUUAUAUACAGCAUAACUUCGCUCUUGACACAGUGCUGCUUUAUUACAUAACAUGCUGUCUUACUUUACACUUCAGAUUAAAACAAAUGCAAAAAUUCAGCACAAAAAGUCUGUUUCUGAGAUAUGCGUAUUUUCAGAUUGAAAACACCGUUUUUCAUGCUAGUGAUAAUCUUGCAGUCGUAUAAUUGGAAGGGUUUGGGUUGUUCACAUAAAAAUACAGUAAUUAUUGGCAGGAGUAACAUAUCAUUCUCAAGGAUGUAUAUUUCCUCAAGUUGCUGUUGCUGGAUUCUGUGACAAAUUCAGAAUUAUUCAGAAGCACAUGAUGAAGCGAUAUGUGUUCAAACCUAUAGAAGACAUAU